This is a messenger RNA of Theileria equi strain WA, 1968 nucleotides long. RefSeq lists its product as hypothetical. The record is from RefSeq and is a predicted model, not a curated record. NCBI's taxonomy places the organism in Eukaryota, Apicomplexa, Aconoidasida, Piroplasmida, Theileriidae. Bases 1 to 1968 code for a protein of 655 amino acids. The transcript has a single exon.
AUGGAAGGUUGGAUUACAAUUUCUCCUGAAGAGUUUGACAAAAAAUUGGAGAGAAUGAAAACAGGUCUACCAGAAUGUGAGUUCUCUGUUCAUUCGGAACCAGUAACUAUAGAUGUUUCCAGGCCAUAUCAAUCUCUCUGUCAGUCCUUCACCUAUGACUAUGAUGGAGUUCCAACCAGAAUGAUUUUUCAUGGAGAAAAUGUUCCGGUAAAUAAGCUUGUGAAUGGCAGAGAAAGAAUCUGGGAAGGUGAAGAUGGAGAGAAGUGUAUACGGUCCAUUGUUAGUAUGAAGGAUGGUAAGCCAGUUCUAGUAUAUCUAGAGAGAGAUACUCCCUCCGGGAUACAGUUUUCCACACUUUUAAGAGAUAACGGUAAAUGGGAAGUCACUUCUAAGUAUAAUGGUGAACUCAAGAAGCUCAGAAGAACUACAGAGUCUGUAGAAAACUUUACAAUUAAGCUAGACGAGGAAAAUGAUACCAAAGAAUGUAUAAUAUUUAAUAGAACCUUUCUAAAUCUUCCAGCCCGUUUCUAUGUUCCAAAGAUGGGCAACUAUUCCACUGAGGUCAAGGAUGGAGGAGUUAGUGUAUGGCAUGGUGAUGACAAGGAAAGGUGUGUAUCUGGAGUUGUAUAUUUCAAGAGUGGAAGACCACAACUUUCCCACAUGACUAUUAAUGAUUCCGAUGAUAGAUACUUACAAAAGUACUUUGAAAAGUGUGGCAAGGAAUGGAAGGAUCUUACGGAGGAGGACUUUUAUAAGAAGAUAGAGGAAAUUAGUGGAAGGUCAGCUAGAUCUAAAAAUACUCUUCCAGAAGAAACAACGCAGUCGACACAACCCUCUGAUUACAUUCUUGACAUUUCUAAAGAACCAAAUAAGGAUCUAGUAGCAAUACAUAAAGGUAUCACACCUGAAGAAAUAAAGUGUCGUGUAUACCAAACGAGGGACAAGAAAGACAAGAGGGUUACCUCUGUUGUAGAUGGAGAUAUUCCCAUAUGGACUUCCAGAGCUAGUGAGGAAUUCCGAUACUGCUUUGUUGAAGAAAAGGAAAACUACUCACCCAUAAUAGCCAUAUACAUAGGAAACAAGUGUAGCAGAUGCUAUGUUAAGGAUAGUGACAAGUGGGUUGAAAUAGGUGAGCUCAGCCACAAUAAAAGGCAUCAAGACAUGGAGAACAACUCCACAGGGGAUUCAAAUUCUCAGUCAGUUAAAAAGGAUGGUACUACACUGGACAUUUCUAAGCCAGAGAAUUCUGGAGUGGAGAUAAAAGAAGUAAAGAUGAGUGGAAUAACUCAAAAGACUUUUACCCCAAAUGGCUCUGCAAAUAUAACCAGCGUUUUGAAUAAGGGAGUAGAGCUUUGGAGCAUACCAUAUGAUGGAGACGGACUAAGAACUGCAACUUUGUACUCUUCUGGAGACUACAAGCUUUUAUUUCUGCAAUCUAAAGUUGUUGGUGUAACAGACUCUUAUUACUUUGAAGGUUUGUCAACAUUGACUCCACUCACUGGAGAAGAAUUUGAUAGAAAACUGGGUGACAUGAAAAGAACCACGGAACAUCUCAUUGAGAAACUUGACGCACCUCUGUUCGAUAUUGAAGAUGCUACUGAAGGUGAUCUUGUAACAUUGAAAGUGAAGAUUAAGCCAGGUAAAGAGGCGCAUAAGCUAGAAUAUGGAAAUGAUAAAAUAUGGGAGAAUGAGGACCCUUCUCUCUCUUCUGCAACUCUAUACUUUGAUGGUGAUGUUCCGUCACUUGCUGUUAUUGAGACUACAAAGGGUAUCGUCCACCGUUACAAGGAUUAUACUGAUAAGCAGUGGAAGGAUGGUAAUGAGAGCAGUCACAAUACAAGAUUUGAGGAGCUAAGGGAAAAGUAUAAUCCGGAACAAUCUGAUAGGGAAUCUACCAAUCCCGCUUCAAACUCUAACACCACUCAUAAACCCACUGUAUCAUGCCAAAACAUUUUAAUUGUACACUAG